AUGAGCAAGAUAAACGACUUGGAGAAAACUAAAUUGAAGCUGGCAAAUUUGGCGAAGGAGAUUGCCUCCUGGGAAGACGACAUGAGGCAUAUCAGGUUUCAGAGUCCUAAAGAAGCGGUUAAAUGCAACAGAGAUAGUCUUGCCGAUAUCCAUAAACUUCCUGUUUCUGCAAGGAAAGCUCGUUGGGAACGUUUAAUGAAUACUGACCAACCAAGUAGCUCCGGCACUCCUGAAGCCAGUAAAACAAUAAAAGCUGCGCAACAACAAGAGGUAGCCCAAGUUCAGACACGCAAGACUGCUAGAGAACAAUUUCAACCCAGCUCUGUGUCAAACAUCAAACCUGACAUCCAAGAGGCAGUCUGA
Heterobilharzia americana is the source of this 363-nucleotide messenger RNA. Lineage: Eukaryota; Metazoa; Platyhelminthes; Trematoda; Strigeidida; Schistosomatidae. The record is from the annotation of a GenBank genome assembly.